AUGAUUGACUCCGCCGGGAUAAGCGGCGCUCCGGUCGCCGAGGACAACAUCAUCAAUCGGCGUGGUGGAGAAUCGAUCUAUCAGAGCUGCGUUAAUCUGAAACGCCGGUUGUCCGAGGUUCCCAAUUUUGAACCUUAUUUGCAGGAUAUGGAAGAAGACCGCAUCAGCGGGAACACAGACCCAGUCGCUUCUUUAUGGACUUGUCUUCGAAACGGUUAUCCACUGUUGAGUAUCUAUAAUGCUUCCGGACCAGCCGAGCCGCUGGAAAUUGAUCCCGCGAGAGUUCCCGAGGCGAAGCGUCCAAAGGCAGCGACAUUCAAGUUCCUGCAGGCUUGCCUGCAGGACCUGGCAUUCCCCCAACAAGAUUGCUUCCUCAUCACAGAUCUGUAUGGCGAAAGCACGACAGGCUUUAUCAAAGUGAUCAAGAUGGUCAACCGGGUCGUGGACAUCCUAGAGAUGCAAGGCCAGCUGAAGCAGUCAUCGGAAGUGAUAGAACAACCCACUGGCACAAAAGGGGCCGUGAAGCUUACCAAGAGAGAGCACAUUCUCAAGGAGCUACUGGAAACGGAGCGCGACUAUGUCCACCAUCUGCAGAACCUCCAGGCUCUCAAAAAGGAAUUGGAGGAAACGGGUGCUUUGACUGGCGACGGAAGCCACCAGAUUUUCCUGAACCUCAACAAUCUGUUAGAUUUUGCUCAGCGGUUCCUCAUUCGCAUGGAGCAGCACUACGCCUUGCCGGAAGAAAUGCAAAAUUGGGGCCAUCUCUUCUCUUCGCACGAGGAAGCUUUCCGGCAGUAUGAACCGUUCAUUGCAAACCAGAUGCGCUGCGACGAAACCUGCCUGAAGGAAUGGGACAAGAUUCGGGUUGCUCCACGUCAUCUGGACCUCCAGCAAAUGGUCGCGCAACCAAAGACUCUCAAUGGUUUCUUUGUGAAGCCUUUUCAACGGUUGACCAGAUACCCACUGAUGCUCUCGGAGCUGCGCAAGCAAAUUGAGGAUCCACAGCUCCAGACUGACAUUACCGGCGCAAUUGACACGAUUCAAAAUGUUUUGGACGGAGCCAAUGAAGCCAUUCACAAAGAGCACUUGGCUGCGGCCGUGGUGGAUUUGUCGGAGCGAGUAGAUGAUUGGAAGGCGCUGAAAAUGGAUGCUUUUGGAGAUCUGCUUCGGUUUGGCACCUUCGCUGUGGUGAAAGGGGACAGUGGCAAGGAUAAUGAGAGAGAGUACCACAUCUUUCUUUUCGAGCGAAUUCUUCUUUGCUGCAAAGAUAUCAACCCUAACAAGCAAAAGACGAAGCUCAUGAUGAACAAAGAUAAACCGACACCUACUGCAAAAGGAAAGCCUCGUCUUCAACUGAAGGGCCGAAUCUACAUGGCCAAUGUAACAGACAUCGUUUGCCUUCAGAAGCCUGGCCUUUAUCGCAUUCAGAUAUUUUGGAAGGGAGACCCGGGAGUGGUCGAUAAUUUCAUUAUCCGAUAUCAAAACGAAGAUACGAUGCGGAAUUGGUACAGAGACAUCGACACCCAACGAGCAAUCCAAGCAGAGCGGCGCACCAUUCGGCAUACUGGCACAUCAGAUAGCGAGUUCACGUACAUGGAGGGAAUGACCAACAUCCCGAAUCCGUACCAGCAAGAGUAUGACGCAGAUGACGGUAACAAAGAGGGCCCGUAUUACUCUGAAUUUCCCAUGAGCCGAAAUGCGUCCAGCACCAGCCUGAGGACUCGAUCUGCCACCGGCGGCAGCACAAGCUCUGUUCCCCAUUCAAACGGCCGUCCACGCUACGGAGUCACCGAUCCAGCGCUCUCGGUACAUACCCAGUUCCCCGGCAGCGGGAGCAUGUCACCAAAUGAUCGGAGUAUGAACUCUUACUUUUCCCCCACGGAAACCCCGUCCACGCGGUCAAGUUCCCAAUCGACUGGGUAUUCAUUUGGCCGUCAAAACACGAACUCCACGGGGGCGUCAUCUGUUUGGAAUGAAGAGUCCAACCGGUACACCGCGCCUGCACUGUCUCGCGGGGCGUCUCGCGAUGGCACGAACGCAGGGUAUUUCUCUGGUCAAUCCAAUGGACGGGCUGCUCAGCGUCCAUCUCUGCCCCCUCUUUCGGGGCCUCAGGCGCAAUCAGCGAAUGGUGCGACUCAACGGAUGCGAUCGGCUAGCAGCCCGGAUAUUCACCAUCACAACAAUGUCCCCGAAUCGAGGCGGUACAUGGGGGCGCACACGAUGCAGACUGUCGACAACGUGCCAGUGCCACCCAUCCCUGCGCAUAUGGCCAACAUGAAAGCGCCUGUCAACCGCAGCCAAAACAAUUCGCCCACCAACAGUCAACUCCCCAUGCGCACUCAUCCCCAUCAUUCCCAUGGCUCUCAUGGUUCUCAUAGCUCGCAUUUCAACGACCCGGAAUACAGCGAAGCUCGCACCUCGGGGCAGCUCUCUGAACAUGCAACCUCACCUUUAAGCCAAGAGCCGGAGGGAGGCGACCCGUUCAUGCCGACGCAACUCAAGGCCAAGGUGAACUUUGAUGACAACUACGUUACACUGGUGAUUGCGACCAACAUCCUGUUCCGUUCGUUGACGGAUCGCGUGGAUGCAAAACUGGCGCGAUUCACAGACCGGUCCAUUGGCACCAAAACUGUGCGGCUUCGUUACCGCGACGAGGAUGGGGAUUUUGUCACCAUUGACAGCGAUGAGGCCGUCCAACUUGCUUUUAUGGAGUGGCGUGAGCAACACCGGGAUAUGCUGGCCAAGGGUUUGGUCGGAGAGAUUCAGCUCUAUUGCCAGGUGGUUGACUAG
Messenger RNA from Penicillium alfredii, 2790 nucleotides. RefSeq names its product Rho family guanine nucleotide exchange factor CDC24. The transcript has 4 exons. Gene Ontology annotation, biological process: establishment of cell polarity; septin ring organization. The record is from RefSeq and is a predicted model, not a curated record. Bases 1 to 2790 code for a protein of 929 amino acids. Gene Ontology annotation, molecular function: protein binding; guanyl-nucleotide exchange factor activity. Gene Ontology annotation, cellular component: cytoplasm; nucleus; mating projection tip. Lineage: Eukaryota; Fungi; Ascomycota; Eurotiomycetes; Eurotiales; Aspergillaceae.